CUAUUUCGAGGUCUACUUCAUGUCAUCCAACGAGCUGCUCCAGAAUACGUCAGUGCUGGCUGUUCUGCUGUUCCUGGCCCUGGUGCUACAGCGGACCUUCCUACAGGCCUCCUACUAUGUCACCAUAGAGACCGGCAUCAACCUCCGUGGAGCCCUGCUGGCGAUGAUCUACAACAAGAUCCUGCGUCUGUCCACCUCUAACAUGUCCAUGGGAGAGAUGACCCUGGGCCAGAUCAACAACCUGGUUGCCAUAGAAACCAACCAGCUCAUGUGGUUCCUCUUCCUGUGUCCCAACCUCUGGGCCAUGCCUGUGCAGAUUGUGAUGGGCGUGAUCUUGCUGUACUACCUGCUGGGGACCAGUGCUCUGAUUGGAUCUUCAGUCAUCGUGCUGCUGGCUCCAGUCCAAUACCUGAUCGCUACCAAGCUGGCUGACACCCAGAAGAGCACCCUGGACCAAUCUACGGAACGUCUGAAGAAGACCACAGAGAUUCUGAAGGGGAUCAAGCUGCUGAAGCUGUACGCCUGGGAGAACAUCUUCUGUGACAGUGUAGAAGAUACCAGGGGCAAAGAGCUCACCAGCCUCCGCACCUUCGCCCUCUACACCUCCAUGUCUAUUUUCAUGAAUGCUGCUAUCCCCAUCGCUGCUGUGCUUGUGACGUUUGUCAGCCACGCCCUGAUCAACAAGUCCAAACCCAGCUCCUCGGAGGCCUUCGCUGCUCUGGCCCUCUUCCACAUCCUGGUUACCCCACUGUUCCUGCUCUCCACCGUGGUCCGCUUCGCAGUCAAGGCCAUGGUCAGCGUCCAGAAGCUGGGUGAGUUCCUGCAGAGCGAUGAGAUUGGCGAUGACAGCUGGAGGAACGGAGACAUGCCUGUGUCCCUAGAGGCCUGUAAGAAACAUCCAGGGGCGACCAAGGCUAUAAACAGGAAGCAGCCCCUGCUCUACCAGAUGGACAGCUAUGAGCAGCCAGCACGCAGACCACUGCGACCCAACGAGACUGAGGACGUGGCUGUCAAGGUGAACGGUGGAUUCUUCACAUGGGGAAGCAACUUGUCAACGUUGUCCGACAUCAACAUCUGCAUUCCAACAGGUCAGCUGACCAUGAUCGUGGGCCAGGUGGGUUGUGGGAAGUCAUCCCUGUUGCUGGCCAUGCUGGGAGAGAUGCAGACCCUCAGUGGAAAGGUCUACUGGAGCAAACUGCCUGUGAGUGAGAUGCUGCACGAGGCCAACAGUAAGAACAGGUACUCUGUGGGCUACGCUACCCAGAAGUCUUGGCUGCUGAAUGCCACCGUGGAGGAUAACAUCACGUUUGGCAGUCCCUUCAACAAACAGAGAUACAAGACUGUGAUUGACGCCUGCUCCCUGCAGCCUGAUGUAGACCUCCUGCCCUUCGGAGACCAGACGGAGAUCGGAGAGAGGGGGAUCAACCUGAGUGGAGGCCAGAGACAGAGGAUAUGUGUGGCUCGGGCUCUCUACCAGAACACCAACAUCGUCUUCCUGGAUGACCCGUUCUCAGCGCUGGACAUCCACCUGAGUGACCACCUGAUGCAGGAGGGCAUCCUGAAGUUCCUACAGGAUGAUAAACGCACCGUGGUCCUGGUCACACACAAACUGCAGUACCUCAUCCACGCUGACUGGAUCAUAGCCAUGAAGGAUGGCUCAGUGCUGAGGGAAGGCACUCUGAAGGACAUUCAGACUCAUGAUGUAGAGCUGUAUGAACACUGGAAGACCCUGAUGAACAGACAGGACCAGGAACUAGAGAAGGACACUGAGAUUGAUAACUGUCAGACUGCUCUGGAGAGGAAGACCCUGAGAAGAGCUUUCUACUCCAGAGAGGCCAAGAACCAGGUCGACGAUGACGAAGAAGAGGAGGAAGAGGAGGAGGAAGAGGACGACAACAUGUCGACGACCACCAGUCGGCGCUCUAAGAUCCCGUGGAGGGUGUGCUGGCAGUACCUGUCCUCUGGUGGCUUCCUCAUGGUCUUCCUCAUGGUCUUCUCCAAGCUGCUGAAACACUCCGUCAUGGUCGCCAUCGACUACUGGCUGGCCGAAUGGACUUCUAAAGGCAAUGUCCCAGUCAAUGGGACUGCUAAUGGCGAUGGCCCAGUCAAUGGGACUGCUAAUGACGAUGCUCAUGGAUAUGCCCCAGACUUUGGAAAUGUUACAAGAGACUUUGUCAAUGCCUCUGCAGCAGCUGUCUUCUCCAAUCGGACAAACUCAGUGGCUGGUCUGCCUGACUCCUACUAUGUGCCAGUGUUUAUCAUCCUGUGUGGAGCGGGGAUAGCCCUGUGUCUGAUCACCUCUCUGACUGUGGAGUUCCUGGGUCUGUCUGCUGCUACCAACCUGCACCACAACCUGCUCAACAAGAUCAUCCACGCACCUAUCAGGUUCUUUGACGUGACCCCCUUGGGCCAGAUCCUGAAUCGUUUCUCAGCUGACACCAACAUCAUAGAUCAGCACAUCCCUCCUACCCUGGAGUCUUUGACCCGCUCCACUCUGCUCUGCCUGUCAGCCAUCGGGGUCAUAGCGUUCGUCACCCCAAGCUUCCUCAUCGCUCUGAUUCCUCUGGCUGUGUCCUUCUACUUUAUACAGAAGUACUUCCGGGUCGCCUCAAAGGACCUUCAGGACUUAGAUGACUCCACCCAGCUUCCUCUGCUCUGCCACUUCUCUGAGACUGCAGAGGGACUCACCACCAUCCGAGCAUUCAGACAUGAAUCUCGAUUCAAGCAGAAGAUGCUGGAGCUGACAGAUACCAACAACACAGCCUACCUGUUCCUUUCUGCUGCCAACCGCUGGUUGGAGGUCAGAAC
Oncorhynchus nerka (sockeye salmon) is the source of this 2808-nucleotide messenger RNA. RefSeq names its product ATP-binding cassette sub-family C member 9-like. The record is from RefSeq and is a predicted model, not a curated record. NCBI's taxonomy places the organism in Eukaryota, Metazoa, Chordata, Actinopteri, Salmoniformes, Salmonidae. Gene Ontology annotation, biological process: transmembrane transport. Gene Ontology annotation, molecular function: ATP binding; ABC-type transporter activity; ATP hydrolysis activity. Gene Ontology annotation, cellular component: membrane.